This is a messenger RNA of Dreissena polymorpha, 672 nucleotides long. RefSeq lists its product as uncharacterized. Bases 1 to 672 code for a protein of 223 amino acids. The record is from RefSeq and is a predicted model, not a curated record. The transcript is spliced from 3 exons. Gene Ontology annotation, cellular component: membrane. Lineage: Eukaryota; Metazoa; Mollusca; Bivalvia; Myida; Dreissenidae.
AUGUCACCUUUAGAACCACGAUAUUUUCGUGAAGGCAUAAUAACUUUGCCAAUCGGCAUCGUUUGUAUAGUGAACGUUAUAUUGUUUUAUGUGCUCAUGAUUAGAGCACUCAGAGGGCAUGCGACUAAAAUGGCAAGGAAGAAAAAUGUGUUUAACAACACCGUUACCCCUCAACUUUCUGGUUCCAAUGAGAAACGUAUUGGUACAGUAAACAAUAUCGUUGUUCAACAAUAUUCAAUUUUUCCUGGCGGUAAUGAAGUGGGGACACAGACUAGUUAUAUAGAUGUGUUUGAGUAUGACGGGACGGUGAAUAAAAAUGUGAUGAUUGAUUAUCCUGUCGUUGGUGCUGUUUGUGUAAUGAAUCCAACGAACAAACUCGCCGGUCGGCGAAACAUUGAAAUGAGGGCGGCCAAACGAAUAGCUGUGCUUAUAGGUUCCUUUGCCGUUUUAUGGUUACCUUUGCCCAUGGCGACAAUGCUUUUGUCAAACACGGCUUUAAUGUCAGAAAACGAUAUGAUAGUGUUAGCACUCACGGGAGCUGUAAGCUCAUUGACUGUUGCUGUGAAUCCAGUGCUGAAUUUAUUACUGAACAAACAGCUGCGGUCGUCGCUGUUCGACCUGCUGUCACUUACUAGUCUUGGUAAUCGUCUGGUCCAACCCUAUAAAAUUUAA